GACAGGUGAAGAAGGGCUGGACGAGGACUAAGAAGACAAGGGCGGCAGCCAAUUGGUGGAAGAGAGCCGGCCGCUGCGUGAGCUCUGAUUGGUUGCUGAGUGACAGGGGGCGUUUCCUUCUUUCCCGCCUUUUUUUUCCUGUGCUCCCUGUGGCUUCCCUCAUGAGGUCCCUGCUCUGUUGAGUCACCUGAGGACUCUCUUGUUUACCUAAAUUAUUAAAUAUUCUAUAAAAAUUGGUUUGUGUCUCUGACACCGGCUGCCCAGUUCCCUGCCAGGUCCUUUCCUGGGGCUGUGAACCCCAAAGGAGACCCCGGGUGGGGGGGAAAUGCAGCUACUGAGACCACCUGUUGCGCUCACCUCAAGACCUUUGGCCUGACUACACCUUCCAUCAUCCCCGCCCAGCGUGACAAAAGAUACCAGAAUGCGAGAUGAAGGCCAUUUCAGGAACCAGCUGAAGUCAAGGAGGUGGAGGGGAGGUGAAAAAGGCAGCGGAAAUUUAAGACUUUUGUGGAAGCAAAACCCUGGGCUGUUGGGGGCAGCCGGAGAGUUGCCCCUGUGUGCCAGGUGGCCGGUGCCAAAGCCAGGCCUGCAGCUGGCACUCAGCUGGGCCACCGCUAGCUCAGUUCCCUUUUUUUUUUUUUUUUGCCUUCAGGCCCCUGGAUCUCCUUCCAGAGGCAAGCUAAGCAACGGCUUAUGCCAGGUCUGGUGGCAGGGAUUUACCCAGGAGAAUGGCCCCUUUUGAAGGGGAGAUGUGGGGGAAGGGUUCACCCAAGGGGAAGCUCCUCCUGCAGGGGACCCAGCUGCACCCUCCCCUCCGGCAGAGUCGGAGCCCGGCUCAGCCGUUGAGGCCGUUGUCCCAGAUGCGGUUUGGGGCAAGAGGGAAGCUUCCCGCAAUACAGCUGUCUGAGCCUGACCAAGGUGUGAAAAGUGCCAGCGGUUGUCUUUCUGUUGAAAAGCAGGGGAGACCACAAGCGCCUCUUCUGCCUUCCGCCUCCGCUCAGAUCGGUCUUUCAAAGCAAGAGCUCUCCUCCGGGGCAGAACCAGGGCGGCAGCGCUCCGAGAACUGUUGGCACCGAGGAAGGAAGAGGGCUGAGCAACCGCAGUUCCCCAAGCCAGCUCCUAACAGAAAGCAGCAGCUGUGUUUCUGGUCAUUUUUCCACCUGAUGGCCCCCAUGGCAAAGUUCUGGGCGGGUGCGUCUCUCCUUGGCAUCAUCCUGUUCUGGAAUGCCCCGCUUCUCUUCAAGCUGUCUGAUAACCCUCCAAGAUUUCCAAGGCAGAACAGCACCUUGACCCUCCUGAUCUGGAGCUGGCCCUUUGGGGCAGCCACGGACCUGACCGGUGAUGUUUGCUCCAGGCUCUAUGGCAUCACGGGCUGCCAACUGACCACAAACCGCCACCUGUUCAGCCAAGCGGACGUUGUGGUGUUCCAUCACUGGGAACUCCAGUACGAAAGACGGUACCUUCUGCCAUCCAAGGCCCACCCUGGGCAAAAGUGGGUUUGGGUCUCCCUGGAGUCUCCAAGCAACACCAAAGCCCUGGAGGGCUGGACGGGGAAGGAAUGGAACUGGGUCCUCUCAUACAGGCGAGACGCUGACCUCUUCUUCCCCUAUGGGGAGCUGGUGCCUCACUCGCUGGAUGUGGUGGAGAUCCCAGAGAAAACCGGCUUAGUGUCCUGGGUGAUCAGCAAUUAUCAUGACUCCCAAGCCAGGGCAGCGAUGUACCACAGCCUCUCCAGGCACCUCAGAAUCGACGUGUUCGGGAAGGCCAACAGGAAGCUGCUGUGCCCAGACUGUUUGCUGCCAACCAUCUCCAAGUACAGGUUCUAUCUGGCCUUCGAGAACUCCAUCCACCGGGACUACAUCACAGAGAAGUUGUGGAGGAACGCCUUCCUCGCCGGCUCCGUGCCCAUCGUCCUGGGACCCUCCCGUGCCAACUACCAGCAGUUCAUCCCCGCCAACUCCUUUAUCCACGUGGACGACUUCAGCUCAGCCAAGGACCUGGCCACUUUCUUGACCACCAUGAACGAAAGUCACUACCGGAGCUUCUUUGCUUGGAAGCGGAACUACACGAUCAGACUCCACCAGGACUGGCGGGAACGUUUCUGCUCCAUCUGCCAGCAGUACCCCCGCUUGCCCCCGAAAAAGCUCUACCCGGACCUGAAGCGCUGGUACUGGGAUUACUAGCAGCAUCUGCUGCUAAAGCCAGGAAUGCCCCUGGGGCAGCCAGACCACCCGUGGCUCCUCUCCUGCUCCAGAGCUGCCCAUCUCUGGCACUGACCCCAUAGUAAGGGGCCCUACAUUUGCACCAGGGCCCACCCAUGGGGCACCUCCUUUCCCCAAUUACCCUCCCUUCUUAUUACAGGGUUCAAUUCUUUUGUUCUCUUUCCUUCAACUUCCUUUUCUUCCUUCCUUCUUUGCUCAAGGGCUCGUCAAGCUUCGCUUCUUUUCCACUCCCCCAGCACAGUCUGUCCCCCAGCACCAUCCAGUCUGGGAUGGAUGAUGGGAUUUGUAGUUGAACCCACAUGGACUGCCACAUGGGAAGACAGCAGCUGAGAAGAAAGCCAUUCCAGGGGCAGAGAAAGAUGCGAAGCAGAACAUCAGCCUGACCUUAAACCCUUUCCUGUUUACCCAAGUGACUCUGGCAGGAAAGGAAGCUAGAAACCUCAGUACCCCUCCUUGUCUUGAGCAAGGGGCCAGUGAGUGCAGUGGUUACGGCGCCAGGUCACCAGCAGGGAGACACCCAACCUCUGGGAACCCUUGGGAGCGAGUGCCUCACUUCGGCCUCAGCCUUCGCCCGGUGGUGGGUGAGCAGUUGCCAAGCAGGAUGGCUGAGCUAGAUAGCCAGUUUGCCUGGCCUAAUGGGUGAGGGGAGGCAGUGUGAUCGCUGGCCACAGUGCUGGCUGCCCCAGACUGGAUCUUGGUCCUCCCUCAGGCCUCCAAGUCACAAGUGCUCCCCACUUCCUGUGAACAUCACUUAACAUCCUUUUAAUUCUGCCUCUGGUGAAAUCUGGCCCUUUCUCGGCACAGUGCCAAUCCGGUGCCAGCCUCAUGUGGCCAUCAGCUCCCUCUAGCGGUCCCACUGGAUCCCUACGGAAUUGAUCCCCAUUCAUUCUACUGAAACUGCUGGACUGAACCCAGUGCCAAGUUGGAAGCCCCUGACAUUUUUAAUUUCCCCAACUUUCCCUCCCAUUCCCCGCCCCCAGUCUAAAAGAGCUCAGCUAAUCCUAAUCCUAUACUGACCUACUUUGCAGAGAUGGGAUGUGGGUGAGGGGGGAGAAAAUCCCCAUGCAAUAUGCUACCUUGGAAGAAUUUAAAUGACAAUCUAAACUGAAGAUUAACAGGGCAAUUGCUAGGAGCACUUAAAAAAAGGACCUUUAGGAGCAGAGGCUGGGGUCCAGAAAGGCCUGUGAGCCCCUCCGGCAGACCACUUGACACCCAAGGGUGGUGUUGCUGCUAUAAAUCUCCUUCCUUCCUCUUAGAUCUUUCAGCCUCUACAGGGCCAAAAUAAUUCAUUCUUUCAUCACCACCGAGCAUCGCUCCAAUCCUAACUUGAAUUGCCUGAAUGUUUAAUCGGAUUGCUUGAAUAUUCUUUUCCUAUUUAAGAAAAGAACCCCCUUAAUAGUAAAUUAUGUUCCUCCAAAUAUGUGCAGGGUGCAAUUUACUUGCAAAGUCAGGAUGGGAUUAUCACUUGCGCAAUAUCUUGAGCAGGGGGCCAGGGGGUGUAGCGGUUACAGCACCAGGGAGACACCCAUCCUCUGGGCACCCUUGGGGAGGGGGUCCUUCGACUUCGGCCCAUCCUUCAUCCCGUUGGUGGGCGAGCAGCAGCCAAGCAGGAAGGGCCUGUGACAAUUUGCCACAGCCAACUCGCCACGGCCAACUCUGCAGGAGUCUAGGGAGGGUCAAAUUUUUCAACUUUCCAAACAUUAGGUGUUCUCAAAAGUUGUCACGUGCCUUGGGGAUUCUCAAAAUAUUUUGGUUACUUCCAUAUAAUUUAGAUGUGCUUGGUAAGUAACUACAUAAAUACUAUGUAGUUACUAUUACUUUUAAACACUGUUUGUUGUGGGACAGCUCGGCACAGCAACCUCGCCACAGGAAAACUCUCUGCAGGACAAGAGUGACACUAAUAUGAAAGAAAUGGUGGAAUAGAAUCAUUAAACAAAAGGAUGCAACAGGGGGGACAGAAUGAAAUGGGAAUGGCAAAAAUUAAAAUAUUUUUUAAAUUUAUUUUAAAUAAGGAAAUAGAAUUGGUAAAUGGUCCUGCAGCGAGCUGGCCUGUGGCAAAUUGGCCGUGAGAAUUUGUCCAGUAGCGAGUUGGCCGUAGAGAGUUCGCCACAGUGAGUUGGCUAUAGCACGUUGUCCCAUUUCAAAGCAGGAGGGCUGAGCUAGGUAGCCGAUUCGCCUGGCGCAUUGGGGGAGGGGAGGCAGAGUGACCGCUGGCCAUAGCGCUGGCCUCUACCCUGCAGGCCUGGAUGGGAUCGGAGCCAUCUUGGAGAAUCAGCCUGUGUGCCUUCCCCAAAGAGUCUGCCUUUAGAUGAGCCCCUUGGUACUUGUCACAUCCUGCCAAAGAAUAUUAAACACUCCACAGGAGGGAGGCUGGGAGCCCCUUCGGUUAUUGAGACUUAUCUCCGUUUCUCUAACUACUUCCCGGAUAUUCUCAGACCCAGAAUAAUUAGGAGACCAAACCAACAGGGCCACGGGCCCCCCAAGGAUAGAGGCUGCGGGGACAGACAUGUCACUUAAAACCGAAGGGCAUCAAAGAAGCAUCAAAGAU
Ahaetulla prasina is the source of this 4770-nucleotide messenger RNA. It is a transcript of the gene FUT7, whose product is annotated as fucosyltransferase 7. NCBI's taxonomy places the organism in Eukaryota, Metazoa, Chordata, Lepidosauria, Squamata, Colubridae. Gene Ontology annotation, molecular function: alpha-(1->3)-fucosyltransferase activity. Bases 729 to 2183 code for a protein of 484 amino acids. Gene Ontology annotation, cellular component: membrane. The transcript is spliced from 2 exons. The record is from RefSeq and is a predicted model, not a curated record.